AGUAUGAAGCCAUAAUAAAAUGCCCACACCAACAUAUUAUAUUAGCAUUGUCCGAAUUCUCCCCUCUAAAGUGUAUGCAAAACUGGGUGGGAACAUAGGACAUGGCUUAGUACUGUGAUCGACCUUAAAAGAUCACACUACACCAAAUAGUAUCCAUCUCCCACUUCCUAUCCGUUGCACUCCUCCCCUUAAUUUCUUUGUCCUUAUUUAAGAGCAAGCUAGCACUUAAUUAUCCCUCUACCACAACAAAACUAUUCUUUACUAUGAGCACCAGGGAGGAUAAAGUUUAUGUCAAUGAUAAUCAUGUGGAUGGUGGAUCACAAGAAAAUGCUGCCAAGUCUGAAAUUGUGACCCCUGAAGGUGAUAACUUAGGAGAAUGGUUGAGUCUAGGCAUCAAAGGAGACAAUAUCCCUCUGGAAGCAGCUGAACAAAACCCUGCAGAUUCCCAAUCAAGACCUCUCCACAAUAAGGUAUUCUCAUGCAUAUACUGCACGAGAAAGUUUUACAGUUCACAAGCCUUUGGGGGUCACCAGAAUGCACACAAGAGGGAAAAACAAGCAGCUAAACGAAGUUACCGAUCUCAUAUGAUGUUGACAACAACAUCAAUGGGCCUUGCUUACUCUUCUUUGGCAUCUAGGUCACUGGGAAUACAACCUCACUCGCUUGUGCACGAGCCAAGCAGAGAAAGGUCUGCUAUGGCGGCUAGCUUCAGUGAUGCCGGUUAUUGGAAUGGAAUGGCGUCAUGGACACCACCCUCUAUGCUUGAACAAGCCGGGCAUUUCUCAUGGCCAGGUAGCCUUCAGUUGGAGUUGCCCAAGCAAGAAUCAGAUGUUAGUAAGAUUGACUUAGAUCUUCGGCUCUGAUACAUUUUGUCCAACUUCAGAGUCCUGAUUUACACUACUGCUGCUUUCUUCUUGAUUUCCCUAUGCUAUAUGAUGUCACUUGUGCUAAUAAUUGUUGGGAAAUGGUGUAUAGAUAUCAAUGAGCUAGCUGGUUGAUAUAUAGAGAAAGAAAAAUAUAUAUGAAUGGAAAUAAUAUGAUGUGACAUGAUAGGUCAAGAUAUAAAAAUGAUAAGUGUUAAUAAAAUGGUUGUGAUGUUAAAGUAUCUACGUACAA
This is a messenger RNA of Glycine soja, 1116 nucleotides long. RefSeq names its product zinc finger protein 7-like. The coding region runs from base 264 to 863 and encodes 199 amino acids. The transcript has a single exon. Lineage: Eukaryota; Viridiplantae; Streptophyta; Magnoliopsida; Fabales; Fabaceae. The record is from RefSeq and is a predicted model, not a curated record.